This is a messenger RNA of Juglans microcarpa x Juglans regia, 633 nucleotides long. RefSeq lists its product as uncharacterized. The transcript has a single exon. The record is from RefSeq and is a predicted model, not a curated record. Bases 1 to 633 code for a protein of 210 amino acids. Lineage: Eukaryota; Viridiplantae; Streptophyta; Magnoliopsida; Fagales; Juglandaceae.
AUGGCAUUACUUGUUUAUGUUGAUGAUGUGCUGCUAGUAAGUGAUGAUUUGCAGCAAAUUCAGCUCUUGAAGAAGUUCUUACAUGAUCAAUUUACCAUUAAAGAUUUGGGACCAUUGAAAUAUUUUCUUGGCCUAGAAAUAGCAAGAUCAAAAACUGGUAUUUCACUUUGUCAACGAAAAUAUGCCAUGGACAUAUUACAAGACACUAGUAACCUAGGCUCAAAGCCUGCUGCAUUUCCAAUGGAAUCAAAUCUCAAACUCACUGCUGAUGAUCCAGAACUUUAUGAAGAUCCAUCAGAAUAUAGGAGACUAUUUGGUAGAUUGUUAUACUUCACAAUCACUAGACCAGAUCUUGCCUAUUCUGUCCAAGUGUUCAGUCAGUUUCUAGCAAAACAAGUUGUCAGCCAUCACAAAGCAGCAAUGAGAGUCCUCAGAUAUCUGAAAGCUACACCACGGCAGGGUUUGUUUUUCUCAUCAUCUUCAGAACUUCAGCUCAAAGCCUUCUCAGACAGUGACUGGGCAGGCUGCAUUGACACUAGGAGAAGCAUAAUAGGUUUUACAACAUUUUUGGGCAAUUCCCUAAUUUCAUGGAAGUCCAAAAAGCAAGCCACAAUUAGUAGAUCCUCUGCUUAA